Messenger RNA from Clunio marinus, 4301 nucleotides. NCBI's taxonomy places the organism in Eukaryota, Metazoa, Arthropoda, Insecta, Diptera, Chironomidae. The record is from the annotation of a GenBank genome assembly.
AAAAAGGUGUUUUUGUGAGCAGUCGUGACAAAUGAAAAGAAAAAAUAUUUCAGAACGUCUCAGUCGUGGAUCGAAUGGCAAGAAGAAAAGUUCUUGAGUGAAAAGUCUUCUUCUCGAAGCGAAGCCUAAAGUUUCUUCUCUUUCUUAUUGCGUAAGGUGAUUAUCGAACGGUUAUGAUUGAAUCGAAACGUUGAACGCCUACGCAAUUUUUACGUAAAUUAAUUUGGACGCAAAAACAAAAAGCAAAAAUUCAGGAGUUAGCAGAGGAAUCCACAACACAAAAAUUUAUAUUUUAAAAGCGGUUGAAUCGGUGUUCAAUAAUAAAAUGUUCAAGUAACUAAAAGUCAAAGAAAUAAAGACACAAAUAAAUUUGCAAAUGUGCAAACAGUGUGUGGGUGGAAAAUUUACAUGAAUUUCAUAUGAUUCAAUCUGAUUUCUCAUCCUAAAAAGAUCGUGAACGGUGAAAAAAAGAUUUUUCCUACGAAAACAAAAUCAUUAGUUGAUGUGUAACAGCAACAGGUUGGAUUCUGUUUGAGUGAUCACGAAACUAUUUUUUUGUUAUUUCAUAUCAUAAAAAAAGAAUAUUUUUGAAGUUCUUGGAAAAGUUUCAAAGACUGUGGAAAGGAAAUAUAAAAAAAAUGUUUAAAAAAUAUGUGCUAAAAGUGAGUAAUACAUUGGGCACGAUAAAUUACAUGAAGCCAAGCAAAUCGUCUUCAUGUCAUUCGUCAACAAACGACGAAGAUCGAAUUGGUUGUACAUGUGGUUGCAAUUUCAAUUCAAUGGAUGUUAAUCGGAAUUUAUUUAUCGAAAAUUAUUUAAUUGGACGCGAUGGAUCAAAGCUGAGAACAUCAAGCUUGUCAACAGAUGAGACGUUCAAUGAAACUUAUUCGAGAAAAAAUAAUGUCCGUCGAAAGUCAUUUAUUGAGACACGUUGUGAUGAUCGACUGAGAAUCAACAGAAAUGUCUUGUUUGAUGAUAAUUAUAAGAAAAAGGAUAUAAAAGAUCGCGCUGUAGCACGACACAAGAUAUCUGUGAAUAUUCGUCGAAGUUCCGAUGAUGACAUCGACUAUUACACGAUGGACGAUGAGAAAAGUCUCGGUUGUGAUUUCAUUGAAACUUCAGCGCCAACACUUAAGAAGAUUAACAAUAACUUAAGGGAAUUUGAGGAUUUCGAGUGGUUCCACGGUAAUUUAUCCGGACGUGAUGCCGAAAAGCUAAUACUCGAACGUGGUCGCAAUGGAUCAUUUCUCGUACGCGAAUCUCAAUCGAAACCUGGUGAUUAUGUGUUAUCCGUGCGUAACGAUGAUAAAGUAACGCACGUUAUGAUACGAUGGCAGGAUAAUAAAUACGACGUGGGUGGUGGUGAACAAUUUGCAACACUCAGUGAACUCAUUGAACAUUAUAAAAAGAAUCCCAUGGUGGAAACAUCAGGAACUGUCGUGAAUCUACGACAUCCAUUUAAUGCAACUCGCAUUACAGCGGCCAGUAUUGACGCUCGUGUUGAAAUUCUUCAACGUGAACAUGGGCCGGGAUCGUGUUUUGGUAAAGGUGGCUUUUGGGAAGAGUUCGAAUCGUUGCAACAACAGGAAUGUCGACACUCGUUUUCACGUCAUGAAGGGCAGAAGUUGGAAAACCGCUGCAAAAAUCGUUAUAAAAACAUUUUACCUUUCGAUCAUACUCGAGUCAUAUUAAAAGAUGUCGACAGUUCAUCACCCGGUGCUGAAUAUAUCAAUGCAAAUUAUAUUCGACCACUUGAAGGCGAUCAAAAUGCUGAUCUAACAUCAAUGGCUUCACUUGAAAAUCUUAACACGUCGUAUGCGACACUCACCAAUCACAGUGGCAGUGGUGGCAAUGCAGGAAAGUGCGGAAAUUGUUUACUUUUGAACAAGAUUUGCGUUCAAUGUGCCAUUGAUGGUGGAAGUGUUGGAAAUAAUAAGCACAAACGAAAUGAAUCGAUAUCAUCAAUUAGAAGUAACUUAAGUGUGAUGACGACGUUGACGUGUGCCAAGAAAAAUGAUGAUUUUAUUAGUAAAACUUACAUCGCUACACAAGGAUGUUUGCCUAAUACAAUUGUAGAUUUUUGGAGUAUGAUUUGGCAAGAGAAUACUCGAGUGAUUGUGAUGACAACGAAGGAAAUUGAAAGAACAAAAAAGAAGUGCGAGAAAUAUUGGCCAGAUCCGGGACAACAACAAGAAUGGGGACAUGCUAAAGUCACCUGUCUCACUGAAACAUCAACCAAUGACUACACUUUACGUGAGCUUUUAUUCUCGUGGCGUGGGCGUGAAGAACGAAAAAUAUUUCAAUAUCAUUUCCUUGUAUGGCCUGAUCAUGGCGUUCCAACUGAUCCCGGCUGUGUACUCAACUUUCUUCAAGACGUUAAUGCACGUCAAGAGCAGUUGAUGAGUGAUGGAAUUAAUCCUGGACCAAUUUGCGUACAUUGCUCAGCUGGUAUUGGACGAACUGGCACGUUCAUUGUGAUAGACAUGAUUCUCGAUCAAAUCGAUCGCGAAGGUCUCGAUUGUGAGAUUGAUAUUCAUCGAACCAUACAAAUGGUGCGUUCACAACGUUCUGGUAUGGUUCAGACAGAAGCUCAAUAUAAAUUUGUUUAUUAUGCUGUUCAACAUUACAUUCAAACGAAGCUUCAAAGAAAGCGAGCUGAACAACAAAGUGCACAACUUGGACGUGAAUAUACAAAUAUUAAAUAUGAUGACGUUAUUCGAAGUCCACAACUACAGCAAUCGAUCAGUCAAAUGAGUUUGUAUAACAACAGUAACUCGUAUCAAUCUUCGGGUAUUAUUGAGCCAUUGCCGUUUCAUCAUCGUCCGGUGCCCAUUCCACCAGCACGAUCACUCAUCUCUGAUUAUAAUUCGUCAACUUAUGAGAACUUAGAUGAAAUUCCACCACGUCCCAGGAAAUCUUGACAAAUUAACAUCUAAAGUUUGAGUCAUUCAUUCAUCAACAGCAUGGAGUAAAAGCCAACCCAGUUUCAUCUUAUUAAUUAUUUACUUUUAAGUUUUAUUUUAUUUCUUUGUGCAUGAAACCAAAACCAAAAUAGAAUCAUUUUAAUAAUUUAAUUUUAAUUUCACAUUUAAGUCAUGAACACACAUCUUAUUAUCACUCAAAGUGCAUGUAAUUAAAUUUUAUUUUUUAAAAAAAGGAAAAUAUGAAAAGAUUUUAAUUAAUUAUUAAGUUUUGCUUCUCAUCCGGAUGUGAGAGAUGAAAAGCUAAUGAAAGUUUUGUUGGCGGAAUGCAAUUUUAAAUUUUCUUUUUUAAUUUUAUUUGACUUUUUUUAAACAUGAUUAAGAAAUGUUGCAGUUGAAUUGAAACGAAUUUAGACCUCGAAGGAUAUUCCGAAACUCAAAAUUAUUUCUUAGGAAUCAACUGCAUUCAUUGCUAUUUACUAUUUAAUUAACUAUCAUCCCUCGAAAAAUUAAAAAAUCUCUUUGUGAAGUCUUGUGAUUAUAAUUAUGAUUAUUAAAAUAUCUUUAAAGUUUUCUUUUUAAAAAUAUUUCAAUAAUUUCAAGUAAAAUUAAAUUCGAAACAAAGCAAACGUCAACAGUUUUAGAUAUUCAAAAGAAAAUUCAUUCAUUGCUUUCAUUAGUGAGGAAAUGUUUCUGUGAAAAUGAUGCCUCGGAUAUUAUGAAAAAGAAAAAUUAUCAUCUAAAUUUUCUGUCUAAACAAUUUACAUUUACAUUGAAUUAUCAAUCAUAAGUCAAUUUGAAGUCGUUUUCAAUGUAAAACUUCUGCUUUUUUUCUUGAGUUGUAUUGUCGUUCAUUUAAAGAAUCUACUUCCUAAAAACAAAAAAAAACUAACCAGUAUAAAGAUAAAAAUGAAGAAUUUUAAGACUUAAGCUCCCUUCUAAAGAAAGAAAAAUAGAAAGAAUGAAGAAAUUUUAUUGAGGCCAGUGAAGUGACAUGUUAAAUGUUACAUUUAAUUAAGAAUGAUGAGAAUUAAAAAUCCUGAAAGUUACAAAUCCACAACAUUUAUAUUUUAUAAGGAACUUUUCGUCGGUUAAGUCACAUUGUAGAGUUGAUUUAAACUGCACGAUCGUUUCCAACUACUUCCAUCUCAAGACGAAGGAAAGAAAAUAUAUUUUGACAGUAGAUUUAUUCUUCUCCCCUUUAUAAAGAAAACCAAAAUGGCUUUAAAUGUUUAGUAGUCCACAACAUUAAUUAAUAAAUAUUUGAUUGUAUCACAAACUCUAGAAGUUCAUGAAAAUGUUUGAAAAAAAGAAACAAGAAAGGAAGAAAAGAAAAGUUGACUAUGAAAAUGUGGAAAUAAAAAUAUUCAAUUGAAAAAA